AUGGCGCACAGCGGUCGGUGGCGCUUCCCUGCCCGGCCCGGCAGCGGUGGCUGGGGCCGCCGCGGGGUAGGGGGGUCCCGGCUGCGGGUGCCGGCCGUGCGGAGCCUGCGGGCCGGUGAGCCGCCGGCACCGGGGCAGGCGGGCGAGGGGGAGCGCGGCGGCCCGAGCUCUGGCGGGGCGGCGGGAAGCGGGGGAGGCGGGGCAGCGCCGGGCUCCGGCGGCUCCGGGGGCCCCGCGGCCGGGGUGGGACCCGGCUUCGAUGCGGCGCUCCAGGUCUCGGCUGCCAUCGGCAUCAACCUGCGGCGGUUCCGCGCGGCCUGCGGCGCCGAGACGGGCAGUGGAGAGGAUGAACAGUUUCUAGGUUUCGGUUCAGAUGAAGAAGUCAAAGUACAAAGUCCCAACAGGUCCCCCACAGUUAAAUCUAGUCCACGGAAACCUCGCGGGAGGCCUCGGAGCAGCUCUGACCGAAGUUCAGCUGUACCGUCAGACUCUUCAUCAGUGUGCUCACCUUCAAGCAAGUCUGAGACCACAUCCAUGGAAAAAGUAAAGAAGAAGGAGUCAAAGAGCGGGGAAAAAAGGCGAGGGAGACCACCAACGCUUACAAGCGUCAAGUUCAAACUAUCACCAGUGAGGGAUGCGUCAGACAUCCAGAAGGGCAGUAAUGAAGAGAAAGAGAGCCUGAAAAAAAUUAAAAGGUCACCAUCCACUACAUUUCAGCAAGCAACUAAAAUCAAGAAGUUAAGAACUAGUAAGCUCUCCCCACUGAAAUCCAAAUUUAAGCCUGGGGCAAAACUCCAGCUUGGGAGGAAGAGUGUCCAGAUUGUGCGCAGGAGAGGCAGGCCACCGUCCUCUGAACGCCUAAAGACAUCCUCGCCCGUGGUCAUGAACUCGCAGCUGGAGAAGCCCCAAAGGAUUCGCAAGGAGAAGGAUGGCACACCCCCUCUCACCAAAGAGGAGAAGGCUGCUGUCAGGCAGAGCCCACGCAGGAUCAAGCCUGUCAGGAUCAUCCCUUCCACCAAGAGGACAGAUGCCACAAUCGCGAAGCAGCUCUUGCAGAGGGCUAAGAAGGGCGCACAGAAAAAGAUUGAGAAGGAAGCAGCCAAACUGCAGGGCAGGAAAGGGAGAACCCAACUGAAGAACAUCCGGCAGUUCAUCAUGCCAGUGGUGAGUGCCAUCUCCUCGCGCAUUAUCAAAACGCCCAAGCGGUUCAUUGAGGACGAGGACUAUGACCCUCCCAUCAAAAUAUCCCGGCUGGAGUCCACCCCCAACAGCAGGUUCAGCGCCACCUCCUGUGGCUCCAGUGAGAAGUCCAGUGCCGCUUCUCAGCAUUCGUCCCAGAUGUCUUCAGACUCCUCGCGGUCCAGCAGCCCCAGUGUGGACACUUCCACAGACUCCCAGGCUUCCGAGGAGAUGCAAACACUUUCUGAGGACUGCAGCAAUACUCCCGAGGUUCACACUCCACUGCCCGUUUCCCAGUCCCCUGAGAACGAUAAUGGUGACAGGAGGAAUAGAAGGUUUUCAAUAACAGAAAGAAGCUUUGGCCAGAGGACUGCGAAAAAGCUGUCAGCUUUACCCAGCGUGCCGCAGCAGCCAUCCUCCUCCUCUCCUCCUCCGCCUUUGCUCACUCCCCCGCCACCACUGCAGCCGGCUUCCAGCAUCUCAGACCACACCCCAUGGCUGAUGCCCCCCACCAUCCCACUGGCCUCACCCUUUCUUCCUGCUUCCACUGCACCCAUGCAAGAGAAGCGCAAGUCGAUCCUGCGAGAGCCGACGUUCCGAUGGACCUCGCUGAAGCAUUCCCGCUCGGAGCCACAGUACUUCUCCUCAGCCAAGUAUGCCAAAGAGGGUCUCAUUCGCAAACCGAUCUUCGACAACUUCCGGCCCCCGCCGCUGACACCGGAGGACGUGGGCUUUGCAUCUGGCUUCUCGACGCCUGGUGCCACAGCCCCAGUGCGUCUCUUUUCUCUGCACUCUGGCACGAGGUUUGAUAUGCACAAAAGAAGUCCCCUGCUGCGAGCACCCCGCUUCACACCAAGCGAGGCCCACUCCAGGAUCUACGAGUCUGUGACCCUACCCUCAUCAGUUGGUCGCACCACCACGGGGACCUCUGCCACAGGUGCCUCCUCUCGGCGGCGGAAGAGAAAAGUGUUUAGCCCCAUCCGAUCAGAGCCCAGAUCUCCUUCACACUCCAUGAGGACAAGAAGUGGGAGGCUCAGUACCUCCGACCUGACAGCUCUCACCCCGCAGUCCUCUGUCUCCUCCUCAUUAACAAGCAUUUCUGUUAGUUCUCUCGCCACUAGUGCCUUAAAUUCAACUUUUACUUUUCCUUCCCAUUCUCUAACACAAUCUGGGGAAUCUGCAGAGAGAAGCCAGCGUCCAAGGAAGCAGACAAGCGCUCCAGCAGAGCCGUUCUCAUCUGGCAGCCCUGCUCCUCUCUUCCCCUGGUUCACAUCAAGCCCCCAGACAGAGAGAGGCCGAAACAAGGACAGGGUAGCAGAGGAGGUCUCCAAAGAUAAAGAUGCUGACAAAAGCUUGGAGAAGGACAAGAGCAGAGAGAAAGACAGGGAAAGAGAAAAGGAGAACAAGCGGGAGUCAAGGAAAGAGAAAAAGAAGAAAGGGUCAGAAGUUCAGAGUAGCUCUGCAUUGUUUCCUGCAGGUAAAAUACCCAAAGAAAAAGUUGUCAGUGAAGAUGUUGCAUCCUCAUCAUCUGCCAAAAAACCUGCUGGACGCAAGAAGUCCACUGCAGCAGAUCCCACGGCAGAUACCUCCUCUGCUGCUCUGGUGGAGGCAGCAGCCAUCAAAACCAAAACGUCCAAGAAAGGUAGAGGUGGGCUGGACAAAUCGGAUCUGGACCUGAGCCCCACCGUGCCAGCUUUGGAGAAGGAGAAAGCUCUGCGUCUUGCUGCUCCUUCAUCAAGCACUGUUAAACAUUCCGCUUCCUCCAUCAGCUCCAUGCUGGCUCAAGCAGACAAACUGCCAAUGACUGACAAGAGGGUGGCCAGCCUCCUGAAAAAGGCAAAAGCCCAGCUGUACAAGAUCGAGAAGAGCAAGUCCCUCAAGCAGGCAGAUCAGCCCAAAGCACAGGGACAAGAGAGCGAUUCAUCAGAGACGUCAGUGCGUGGGCCACGGAUCAAACACGUUUGCAGGAGAGCUGCAGUGGCGCUGGGCCGCAAGCGUGCAGUGUUCCCUGAUGACAUGCCCACUCUGAGUGCCUUACCAUGGGAGGAGCGGGAGAAGAUACUGUCUUCCAUGGGCAAUGAUGAUAAGUCAUCGAUAGCUGGCUCAGAAGAGGCUGAACCUCUUGCUCCACCUGUCAAGCCAAUUAAGCCGGUGACCAGAAACAAAGCACAGCAGGAGCCACCGGUGAAGAAGGGACGGCGCUCAAGGCGCUGUGGGCAGUGCUCAGGCUGCCAGGUUCCAGAGGACUGCGGGGUCUGCACGAACUGUCUGGACAAGCCCAAGUUCGGAGGACGCAACAUCAAGAAGCAGUGCUGCAAGAUGAGGAAGUGCCAGAACCUGCAAUGGAUGCCUUCCAAAGCCUAUCUCCAGAAGCAAGCAAAAGCUGCAAAGAAGAAAGAGAAGAAGUCGAAGACAAAUGAGAAGAAAGAAAGCCAUUCUGGGAAGAACCAGCUGGACUCUGGGCAGAAGCAAGCUCCCCAGGCUGUAGUGGCCAGAGAAGACAGCGCCAUGAAAAAGAGCAGUGAGCCUGCCCGUAAGCCCACUGAGGAGAAGCAUGAGGAUGGGGCUUCCUCCAUCCCAGCGUCGGAGCCCAAACAGGCCCCUGCACCUGGCAGCAGAAAGACUGGCAAGCAGGCAGCCCAGCCCAUACAGCCCCCUCCUCUGCAGCCACCCAGCUCAGGGUCAUUGAAAAAAGAAGCUCCUAAACUGGCCACUUCUGAGCCUAAGAAAAAGCAGCCUCCCCAGCCAGAAAUAGGCACAGAACAAAGCAAACAGAAAAAAAUUGCUCCCCGUCCAACUUUCCCUGUGAAACAGAAACCAAAAGAAAAGGAAAAGCCCCCUCCCAUAAGCAAGCCAGAGAGCAGCACGCUGAAUCUGCUCAGCACUCUGACUAAUGGAAGCAGUUCCAAGCAAAAGCCACCUACAGAUGGAGUCCACAGAAUCCGGGUGGAUUUCAAGGAGGACUGUGAAGUGGAGAAUGUUUGGGAGAUGGGUGGGUUAGGCAUCGUCACCUCGGUACCUAUUACUCCCAGGGUGGUCUGUUUUCUCUGUGCCAGCAGUGGACACGUGGAGUUUGUGUAUUGCCAGGUCUGUUGUGAGCCUUUCCACAAGUUCUGCCUGGAGGAGAGCGAGCGGCCGCUGGAGGAGCAGCUGGAGAACUGGUGCUGCCGUCGCUGCAAGUUCUGCCACGUCUGUGGGAGACAGCACCAGGCCACCAAGCAGCUGCUGGAGUGUAACAAGUGCCGAAACAGCUAUCACCCUGAGUGCCUGGGCCCAAACUACCCAACAAAACCCACCAAGAAAAAGAAAGUUUGGAUAUGUACCAAAUGUGUGCGCUGCAAGAGCUGUGGCUCCACCACACCAGGCAAAGGCUGGGACGCGCAGUGGUCGCACGACUUCUCCCUGUGUCACGACUGUGCCAAACUGUUUGCUAAAGGAAACUUUUGUCCUCUUUGUGACAAAUGCUAUGAUGAUGAUGACUACGAGAGCAAGAUGAUGCAGUGUGGGAAAUGUGACCGCUGGGUGCACUCCAAAUGUGAGAACCUCUCUGAUGAGAUGUACGAGAUCCUCUCUAACCUGCCUGAGAGUGUGGCCUACACCUGCAUUAACUGCACAGAGCAGCAUCCUGCGGAGUGGCGCCUGGCGCUGGAGAAGGAGCUGCAGGUGUCCGUGAGGCAGGUGUUGACAGCCCUCUUGAACUCCAGAACCACCAGCCACUUGCUGCGGUAUCGCCAGGCAGCGAAACCCCCUGAUUUAAACCCUGAGACGGAAGAGAGCAUCCCAUCCAGGAGCUCUCCUGAAGGUCCUGACCCGCCUGUCCUGACAGAAGUCAGCAAACAGGAAGAGCAGCAACCGCUGGAUCUGGAAGGAGUGAAAAGGAAAAUGGAUCAAGGAGGCUACACUUCUGUGCUGGAUUUCAGCGAUGACAUCGUGAAGAUAAUCCAAGCGGCCAUUAAUGCUGAUGGAGGGCUGCCAGAAGUCAAGAAAGCCAACAGCAUGGUCAAGUCCUUCUUCAUUCGGCAAAUGGAGCGUGUUUUUCCAUGGUUCAGUGUGAAAAAGUCCAGAUUUUGGGAGCCAAAUAAAGUAACAAGCAACAGUGGUAUGCUACCGAAUGCUGUGCUGCCGCCAUCACUUGACCACAACUACGCCCAGUGGCAGGAGCGCGAAGAGAGCAGCCACACCGAGCAGCCCCCUCUGAUGAAGAAAAUCAUUCCAGCUCCACGACCCAAAGGGCCUGGAGAGCCAGAAUCACCGACUCCUCUGCACCCCCCGACACCGCCGAUCCCUGGCUCUGACAGAAGCAGAGAGGACAGUCCUGAGCUGAACCCCCCUCCGGACGUAGAAGACAACCGGCAGUGCGCGCUGUGCCUGAAGUACGGAGACGACAGUGCCAAUGAUGCUGGUCGUCUGCUCUACAUUGGCCAGAACGAAUGGACACAUGUGAACUGUGCUCUGUGGUCAGCAGAAGUGUUUGAGGAUGAUGAUGGUUCUCUGAAGAACGUGCACAUGGCGGUGAUCAGGGGAAAGCAGCUGAGAUGUGAGUUCUGCCAGAAGUCAGGUGCCACGGUGGGCUGCUGCCUCACCUCCUGUACCAGCAACUAUCACUUCAUGUGCUCACGGGCCAAGAACUGUGUCUUUCUGGACGACAAGAAAGUUUACUGCCAGAGGCAUCGCGACUUGAUCAAAGGAGAGGUGGUUCCUGAGAAUGGAUUUGAAGUUCUUAGGAGAGUGUUUGUGGACUUCGAAGGGAUCAGUUUGAGAAGAAAAUUUCUCAGUGGCUUGGAACCAGAGAACAUCCACAUGAUGAUUGGUUCGUUGACAAUAGACUGUUUAGGAAUUCUGAACGACCUCUCGGACUGUGAAGAUAAGCUGUUUCCCAUCGGCUACCAGUGCUCCAGGGUGUACUGGAGCACAAUGGAUGCCAGGAAGCGCUGUGUGUACACCUGCAAGAUCAUGGAGUGCCGCCCACCUGUCAUAGAACCUGACAUCAACAGCACUGUGGAGCAUGAUGACAACAGAACCAUCGCCCACAGCCCGCUUCCCCUCACAGAAACUCUGCAUAAAGACAGCCGAAAUACACCUGAAAUUGUGAGCCCACCAUCGCCAGAUCGCCCCUUGCAUUCCCAGACCUCGAGUUCCUGCUACUAUCCAGUGGUUCCAAGGGGUCCCCGCAUCAGGACUCCCAGCUACCCAUCCACACAAAGGUCUCCUGGCUCUAGGCCCUUACCCUCUGCAGGAAGUCCUACUCCAGUGACCCAUGAAAUCGUGACAGUAGGAGAUCCUCUGCUGUCCUCCGGCCUGAAGAGCAUUGGUUCUAGGAGACACAGCACCUCCUCCUUGUCGCAGCAGCAAUCCAAGCUCCGGAUGAUUUCCCCAUCGCAAGCUGGGAACGCUUACUCCAGGCACAGUGUUCCAGCAGCUCCCAGUGUGGGGUCCUCUGUAGAGCCUGAGCUGAGCACCAAGACCACGGACCGCUUUGUGGGGCCGGGGAGUGCAGCUGCUCCAGGCACUCUAGCUCAGGGCUGCCUUGCUAGCUCAGGCUCCCAGAAAGCAGUGGCUGCAAGUGGCAGUAAAGCACAACAACUGGAUGCACUGCAGCCUGCUGAAGGAAAACAUCCCAGCAGUUCAGAUUUGGUAGCCAAAGGUGCACCUUCUAAGGCAGAGAAGAUGAAAAUGCUGACCUCAAAGGAUCCAGAUUACUUGGCUCAUAGUUUAGCUUCUGGAGGAAACCCCAAAACUCAGCCAACCAGUUCAUCGGGUGCAGAAGUUAAUGUGAAAGCAGGAACCUUUCAAGAAUGUUUGGGACCAUUUUCUUCCAAAGAAGCAGUGUCCUUUCCACCUCUGCACCAGAGAGGCUCAAGGAAAGACAGAGAUCAGCAUGUGGAACCUGUACAACCAGAGGAGACAGCUGUGAUUGAGGAGAUGGAUGCAAAGGCCUUGAAGUCUGCUGCAGUGAAUAGCAGAUCUCCUGUAGCAAGCGAGCAGGUCGCUUCUGCCCCUAGAGACCGGCGUCAGAAAGGGAAAAAGUUACUGAGGGAGAGUCAUAAAGAGAAGCAUUCUCUGAAAUCUCUCACGGACCUGAGCCAAGUGGUGGGCAGUGAUGAAGGAAACACAGAACCAGAAUUUUGUCAUCAGAGUUUGACAACAGAACAAAUUAGCCAGAGGUUAUGUAAUAGCAGUCCUGCUGAAAAGGUUGCUGAGAAGUCUCCACCUUCACAAGGGCCAUCAAAAGGUGCCGCAGUGCAGAUGGAAGCAGCCUCUAAGGAGCCCCAGGCUCCUAGAAAGCGCACUGUGAAAGUCACCCUGACCCCUCUCAAGAUGGAAAGUGAAAACCAGUCUAAAAGCGCUCAGCAGGAGAGCGAAGCCGAGCCGCAGGCUGCAGUGGCAGAGCUGGCCCCUUUGGCCAAGCCCUCUGCCACCUCAGAAAGCCCAGAAGAUAACCCUGCAGCUCAGGGGAUCCCGAACGAGGUCCCGGCACAGGAAUCACAAAAUAACACCUAUGAGAAUCUGCCUGUUCAGGACAGCAGCCUGAUGCUCCAGGACGGAACCAAAGCUCAGGAAGAAGGCUCGUACAAGCGCAGGUAUCCACGGAGAAGUGCUCGGGCCAGAUCCAAUAUGUUCUUUGGCCUGACGCCUCUGUACGGUGUGAGGUCUUACGGAGAGGAAGACAUUCCCUUCUACAACAGCUCCCCCGGGAAGAAGCGAGGGAAGCGGUCUGCUGAAGGGCAGGUGGAUGGUGCAGAUGACUUGAGCACAUCGGAUGAAGAUGAUUUGUACUACUACAACUUCACGCGGACUGUGGUUUCCUCGAGCGCAGAGGAGAGGCUGGUGUCCCACAGCUUGUUCCGCGAGGAGGAUCAGUGUAGUCUUCCCAAAAUCUCCCAGCUGGAUGGUGUGGAUGAUGGAACUGAAAGUGACACAAGCAUCACAGCAACAACAAGAAAGGUCAGCCAGGGGAGCAAAAGGAGUGGGAAAGAAAACGGAACGGAGAACCUAAAGCUAGAUAGAACUGAAGAAGCCGGAGAGAAAGUUCAAGUCACCAAGAGCUCCAGUGUCCACAAAAGUGACCCAAAGAUGGAUAACUGCCACCCUGUGAGCAGGGUUAAGGCACAGGGUCAGGACUCGCUGGAAGCGCAGCUGAGCUCGCUGGAAGCAGGCCGCAGGACCCACGCAAGCACACCCUCUGACAAGAACUUGCUGGACACCUUCAACACCGAGCUCCUCAAGUCUGACUCCGACAACAACAACAGUGAUGACUGUGGGAACAUCCUUCCUUCUGACAUCAUGGACUUUGUGCUGAAGAACACGCCGUCCAUGCAGGCCUUGGGAGAGAGUCCAGAGUCCUCCUCAUCAGAGCUUCUGACGCUUGGAGAAGGAUUAGGACUCGACAGCAACCGCGGCAAGGACAUGGGUUUGUUUGAGGUAUUCUCCCAGCAGCUGCCAACUGCCGAGCCAGUGGAUAGCAGCGUCUCCUCCUCCAUCUCAGCAGAGGAGCAAUUUGAAUUGCCACUGGAGCUGCCUUCUGACCUCUCUGUUCUGACCACUCGCAGCCCCACAGUGCCCAGCCAAAACCACAGCAGGCUUGCCGUCAUCUCAGAGUCUUCGCUCUCCUCCUCAGGAGAGAGGUCCAUGCUCACCUUGCCCUCCACAGAGUCUGGGGAAAAGCGAGUGACAGUGACAGAAAAGUCUGCCUCAGGGGAAGGUGAUGCAGCUCUCCUGAGCCCAGGAGUAGACCCAAGUCCCGAAGGACACAUGACUCCCGACCAAUUCAUCCAGGGUCAUAUGGAUGCAGAGCACAUUGCUAGCCCACCCUGCGGCCCAGUCGAGCAGGGGCAUGGCAGCAACCAGGAUUUAACCAGGAACAGUGGGACGCCAGGUAUCCCAGUGCCAGUGUCGCCCACCGUUCCCCUCCAGAGCCAGAAAUACGUGCCAAGCUCCACAGACAGUCCUGGUCCCUCACAAAUCUCCAACGCUGCAGUGCAGACCACCCCACCCCACCUCAAGCCAGCUGCAGAAAAGCUUUUGGUGGUCAAUCAAAACAUGCAGCCACUCUACGUCCUCCAAACUCUUCCCAAUGGUGUCACUCAGAAGAUACAGCUGACACCUUCGGUCAGCUCUGCGCAGAGCAUGAUGGAGACCAGCACCUCGGUGCUGGGGCCUAUGGGGAGUGGGCUCGCACUGACCACAGGGUUAAAUGCAGGCUUGUCCUCUUCCCAGUCCUUGUUCCCUCCCACAGGCAAGGGUCUGCUGCCUAUGUCCCAUCACCAGCACAUCCAUCCCUUCCCAUCUGCCACUCAGACUGGUUUCCCACCAAACAUCAGCAGUCCUUCUCCAGGCCUCCUGAUCGGUGUGCAGCCACCCCCAGACCCUCAGCUCUUGGUGUCUGAAGGCAGUCAGAGAACAGACCUUGGUCCCACUGCUUCUACACCAGCAGCUGCCCUAGGCAAGAAACGUCCCAUCUCUCGGCUGCAGUCACGGAAGAAUAAGAAGCUGGCUCCCUCUGGAACCCCUUCUACUAUUGCUCCUCCUGACAUGGUCUCCAACAUGACCUUAAUUAAUUUCACUCCUUCCCAAAUUUCCAACCACCCACUUGAUUUAGGAACCAUUGCCAAUUCAACAUCUCACAGGACUGUCCCCAAUAUUAUCAAAAGGUCCAAGUCUGGGGUCAUGUAUUUUGAGCAGGCGUCUUUGCUUCCGCAAGCUGGGACCACCGGUGCUGUAGGCACGUCUGCCAGCAUCAUCGGGCCAGACUCCAGCCACCUCCCCGCAGGGCCUGUGUCAAGCCUGGCGUCUAGCUCCUCAGUGCUCAACGUCGUGUCCAUGCCUGCCACAGCAGCCCCCACUACUGGUGGGUCAGUUCCUGGUCAUGUUUUGGGGCAGAGUUCGGUGACGUUAACUAGCCCUGGAUUAUUGGGGGACAUUGGUUCCAUAAGCAACCUCCUGAUCAAAGCUAGUCAGCAAAGCCUUGGCCUUCAGGAGCAGCACAUGACUUUACCACCAAGUUCUGGGAUGUUUUCACAGUUGGGAGCAUCCCAGACUCCUUCCACGGCAGCAAUGACGGCUGCGUCCAGCAUCUGCGUCCUGCCUCCAGCACAGACAAUGGGCAUGACCGUGGCUCCAUCGGCUGCCGACCCAGGGGGCUCCUACCAGCUCCAGCACAUGACCCAGCUCCUAGCCAGCAAACCUGGUGUCACUUCCUCCCAGCUGGACCUCGGCACGGCUUCAGCAGCAACGCAGUUGUCGAGCUUCCCACAGCUGGUUGAUGCUCCCAGUAAUGCUGGGUUGGAGCAAACCAAGGCCUCCUUGUCGGUGAUGCAUGCCAGCUCGGCGUCCCCGGGAGGCUCCCCGUCCUCUGGGCAGCAGUCUGCCAGCAGCUCCAGCAUGGGGCCCGCCAAAAUUAAGCCCAAAAUCAAACGUGUUCAGCCAUCGCUGGACAAAGGGAAUGGAAAGAAGCACAAAACUUCUCACAUGUGGAGCAACUCCUCUGAAGCUCCCAUUCCAGACAGAGGGACUGCCACUGCACUCCAGGUCUCAGCCACAGGGACUCUUGCUGUGAAGGCAGACGCUCAGGAUGCAGCAGGUGUUGAUCAGUCUCCACAGAAACAAUGUGGCCACUCUGCAGGGCAAACAGCAGUCCUCCCUGAAUCACAGCUAACACAGAACUCCACAAAUGAGCAAGAAAAUGCAGGCUCAAAAGCUCUCGAGGAAGAGGAGAGCACUUUCAGCUCCCCACUUAUGUUCUGGCUUCAGCAGGAACAAAAGAGGAAAGAGUGCAGUGGUGAGAAGAAACCAAAGAAAGGUUUGGUUUUUGAGAUCUCUAGCGAUGAUGGGUUUCAGAUCUGCUCAGAGAGCAUUGAAGAUGCCUGGAAGUCGCUGACUGACAAGGUGCAGGAGGCUCGCUCCAAUGCCCGCCUGAAGCAGCUGUCCUUUGCAGGUGUGAACGGUUUGAGGAUGCUGGGAAUCAUCCAUGACACAGUUGUGUUCCUGAUUGAGCAGCUGUAUGGAGCCAAGCACUGCCGCAACUACAAGUUCAGAUUCCACAAGCCAGAGGAGGCCAAUGAACCCCCACUGAACCCACACGGCUCUGCCAGGGCUGAAGUCCACCUGAGGAAAUCAGCAUUUGAUAUGUUUAACUUCUUGGCUUCUAAGCACCGGCAGCCACCAGAGUACAACCCCAAUGACGAGGAAGAGGAAGAAGUGCAGCUGAAAUCAGCCCGGCGGGCAACCAGCAUGGAUCUGCCGAUGCCCAUGCGCUUUCGACACUUGAAGAAGACCUCCAAGGAGGCGGUUGGUGUCUACAGGUCUCCCAUCCAUGGCCGGGGUCUGUUCUGCAAAAGGAACAUCGAUGCAGGUGAGAUGGUGAUCGAAUAUUCAGGCAAUGUCAUUCGCUCCAUCCUCACUGACAAACGGGAGAAAUACUACGACAGCAAGGGGAUCGGUUGCUACAUGUUCCGCAUCGAUGACUCUGAGGUGGUGGAUGCCACCAUGCACGGGAAUGCAGCUCGCUUCAUCAACCACUCCUGUGAGCCCAACUGCUACUCCCGGGUCAUCAACAUUGACGGCCAGAAGCACAUAGUCAUCUUCGCUAUGCGCAAGAUCUACCGCGGGGAGGAGCUCACCUACGACUACAAGUUCCCCAUCGAGGAUGCCAGCAACAAGCUGCCCUGCAACUGCGGUGCCAAGAAGUGCAGGAAGUUUCUCAACUAGAACUUCUGCAGGUGCAAGUGAGCCCCCACGGGCCUGGGACAACCCAAAACUUGGGAGUGACCACUCCCUAGCUGCUCCAAUGGGACAGCAGGGACAGAGGCAGGGACAGAGGUCGGCUGGGUUCAGGGGCCUGGCUGGUAGCCAUCUCUCGUCAGAGUCACAUCUCCAUGCUCUCUGUUUGCAUGCGCACACCUACCCUUGUGAAGGACGUGGGUGAGUGGAGAAGAUCCGUAGUGGUUAUGUUUUUACUGUUCUCAUUUCCCCCUGCCCUGGUGUUUGUUUCUUGGUGUGGGGCUAACAAUCAGGAGAGGAGAGAUUGGCCUGGGCCCCAGCUUGGGCGGGGGUGAUCAUGGGUCUCGUGUUCCUCUGUUCCCCUCCAUCUGAGCUCAGCCUGCUGAGUCCUCCUCUCCCAGCACAGCUCAAGGAAGAUGUCCGGGGUUUGGAGACAUGGUAGUGGUGUGACCUUUCCUGCCCAGGAAGGAGGUUGCACUCCUCCAGCAGCAGCCCCCAGGACCACGUGUGUCUGCGCUGCCUCCUGCACAGUGUCUGUAGCACAUUGCUGGGAGCCAGCUGUGCGGUGCUGGGGGCUGCUGUGGACGGUUCCUCUAGGAAGGCCAAGCUGGGGAGAGCAAUACAGAUCAGCCUGUGACUAGGCUGAGGAAAAUUUGGCCAGCACCUCACUCCAAACCCCCUGCCUGCAUGCAGAGAAGGGACUUGUGCCAACACAGUGCUGUCAGUCUCUGCCAGCUUCCUCCACUGCCCUGCCAGCCAAGGGUGCUUCCAGCCGGCAGUGCCUCUGCUGCCACAGAGCUGGUCUGAGGGACAGCUGGGGAGUGAGGGCUGGCUCUGGGUUUGGCCACAUGCUGCUGUAGAGCAGGAGCUUGGAAAGGCGUGGUGGAGGUUCCCAUGAGAUUGGCUGUGCUUGUCCUCACUGCAGUGUCCUAGGGCCAGGCAGGGAUGCAGAAGGGCAGUCCCAUAGGCAGGUGUCUGUCGUGGUGGCACAUCUGGGCAUGUUCCUGUCCCCUUACCUGAAGGUAUGGGAAGUGCUACCAAAGCUCAGCAAGCUCAGCAGCAGCCCUGUUUGCAUGGUCCCAGGAGCACCCAGGAAGUCAGUGAGCAACUGGCAGGGUGCAGUCGGUGAGGUGAGAAGCCAAGCCUGCUCCGUUGAAAGGCCCUGGUCCUGUCCUGGUGAAGGAAGAUGGUAUAAAACCUCCUCCCGCACAAGUCUGCUCCACGCCUCCCAAACCAAACACCCAGAAAGAAGUCAAGAGCCCCAAGCCUGACAAGUGGCAUCAUCAGAUUUUAUUUGGUUCUGUUUACAGUUUAGUAUUUAAGGUUUUAUAAAUGUAAAUAUAUUUUGUAUAUUUUUCUAUGAGAAGCACUUCAUAGGGGAAAGCACUUAUGACGAGGCUUUUUAAACAGUGGUGUUAUCCUAAUUUAAGAGAAUCCCUUUUUAAUGAGUUUUUUAUUUUCAUAGGACGGUUAUAGGAAAUACCUGGCUGGGCACAGUCUGAGCAUUUCUCCAGCAUGGGGGGGGGUGUCACACUUUAUUUUUCUUUUUCACUCUCGUUCUGCCUUUUUGACUUCAGUAACUGUUUCCAGGAGGUUUGGCUGGACCUUAAAGUUGAUUUACCCAUCACGAUGGGGGCUAGGAGGAGAAUUGCUCAGCUGAGGAGGAGCCCCACUGUCUGUGCUCUGGGUGGGAGCAAGGCUUGGCCUUGCCCGGCGCUGGCAUCCUCUGGGCAUUUAAAAAGGAACAUGGAGGGAAAAUAGGAGGGACCUGGGGGUUGGUGGCACACCCACCCAUGCUCUUUUUCAAAAGCAGAGAAGUUUUUCUGCCAGAAGGGGAUGUGGGAAGCGCCCUCACUUUCUCAGCUGUCCUUGGGGCUAGUCAGCAGCCUCAUGGGGAGCAGGCAGGUUGAGGGUAACUUAGGAACGGCACUGGCUGUGGGUAAGACGGGGUGGGGAGCUCCUGCAGCCUCCCCAGUGCUCUCAGCAGGGCAUCCCCAGUCCAUGCCCCGCGGGCCUUCAGGCCAUCUCCUCAGACCCUAAGUCGUUCGGCGGGUCCGGGCCUGCCGCUGUCCUAUUGUUAUUGCACUGUGUGAUAAUUGCUUGGUGAUAGCUGUUGAAGAGUCACGUUGAUGCUGCGUUUGUUACUGAGAUGAUUUGAUGCACUGACAGUUUGGGAACGCACAUACCUUGAGGCGGCCGAAGCGCAUUAGCCCCUUGGGGGUCUCAGCCUGGUCCCCGGGCACAGCUGCUCCAGCCCUUUCCCCUCCUGUCCUUGCCUCGGCCAGGCCCAUGAGUUUAUCCAAGUAGCUCGGCCCUGCCGUGUCCCCUUGAUGGAGGAGCGUCUUCCGCAUCUGGUGGAUUUGCUCCGGCUGGGAAGCACUGCCCAAAGCUUGGGAAAGGCAGGGAAGAUGGUCGGGGACAGCGGCUGACAUGGGGGCCCCUCGGACCCAGGCGUGCAGCCGGCUGCCUGCCCGCUUUGCUGCU
Molecule: messenger RNA, 14382 nt
Organism: Indicator indicator
Lineage: Eukaryota; Metazoa; Chordata; Aves; Piciformes; Indicatoridae
Gene: KMT2A
Product: lysine methyltransferase 2A
Exons: 36
Coding region: 1-11886 (3961 amino acids)
Biological process (GO): positive regulation of DNA-templated transcription
Cellular component (GO): nucleus; histone methyltransferase complex
Molecular function (GO): histone H3K4 methyltransferase activity; zinc ion binding; DNA binding
Source: RefSeq, a predicted model, not a curated record